AUGGUUCCCUCUCCUUCCUCUUCCACCCAAGGUAUAUCGGAAGAAUUCGCUGGAACAAUGCGAAUUUCGAGUCCGGUCCCGAGCCCGAGUCCUUUGACGUGGAGGUCAACUUCGAGAGGUCGAAGUCCAAAUAUCAAACUCGGUAUAUCACCUCCACCUGAGCAAGAACCGCUCUCCCCGCCGACGUUUAAAUCUCCCACCUCUUCUUUCACGCAUUCCGCCAGUCGGAGUCUCUCGCCACAUUCACCCGUUCAAACAGGAUCCUCUCGUUCACGUUCUUGUUCUCCUGCACAACGAAGGAACUCCGUAGGAUAUUGUCCCCCGCUAACUCCUACUCCAGUUGUGGUUCCAGUUCAAAGUCGAUGCACGAUUAUACCUGUCAUCCAGGGAUUCAGCCGUGCACAUAAUCAAAGUUCCCCUGAAAGGGUUCACGCUCAUAGCCUUUCUCACUCGCCAUCGCGUCGGCACCGACCGUGUACCAGAUCAAGGUCAAGAAGUCCUACAUAUCACCAUCCCAGAAAUCGUUCGCAUUAUUAUUCAAGGUCGAGGAGUCAUUCAAAUUCACGAUUGACGCCACAGCGGUGUCGUCCAUCAACAUGCCUCUCGCGUUCACCUUCACCUUCACCCAGGUGUUAUCGCUAUCGCCCUCGUUCUACUAGAUCUCCUUCGUGCAUCAACAUAGAAACACAUCGUGAAUAUAACUUUGAUGACGCAAAUGUUUCUUUUAUUGUGGAGGAUCGUAUGAGAUAUAAUGUCCACCGAUAUCUUUUCCUACGGGAAUCUCGAUUCUUCCGUGGCGUGCUCUCCGCUCGGCCUGACAGACAGGGAGAAAACUACGUCAUUCCAGGCUUGAAGGUAGAGGAAUUUGAAAGUCUCUUGUGUUUCUUUUAUGAUGGGAUGUACCAAAUUUCGCCAACUAAAAUGCCCAUAAAGUUCUGGAUCAAUCUUCUAUCCAUCUCUACCCGACUGGAUUUUCCCAAAGCAAGGGAUCGCGCUAUCGCUGCUAUUGAUAUUCUCCAAUCAUCCGGCAACUCCAAUUUCGUUGGCCCAGCAGAAAUGAUCCAGAUUGCGAACUCAAACGAGGUCGAGAGAUGGCUGGCCCCAGCGUAUUCUGCCCUCUCCGAGCGCGAAGAGUUCUUGUCGGACUUUGAGUCAGAAAUUAUUGGCACCAAAGGGGUCUUGUUGAUUGCUAAAGCGCGGGAAGCCCGGUUGAAGAAGGUGAUUCAAAGGAUGGCCUCACCCAGCGUUGAUCAGAAUGGUUGGCCGCAAAUAAAAUCCACAACGGGCUCAAAACCGUUCGGACCUGCUGAAGUCACGACGUAUUCUCAGGAAGCGGCUCAAUGCGGACCAGCGGCUCUAGCCUUCAAAGCUGGUAUUCCAACUGGGUACACUACUUCAGUUGCUCAGUGCAAUGUCUGUCCUUCUACUACAGUCGCAGGCCACACAAUCAGUAUGCCUACGUCCCCACUGCCCUAUCCGGAUCCCAUCCUUUCAGCAAUACCCUCAACUUCUACGAAUCCAUUCACUGUGGGCAUGGGAGCCCGUUCUUCUUUUUCUAUCGGACACUCGGCUCGAAACUCCCCGUCUCUAGGACUCGGGAUGAGGUCUGUCCACGCAUCUAAAUCAUCGUCAUCACCAGCAAGGCCGAGGUCGGUGGCGGAAACGGUCGUAGACGAAAUUUUCUUUAACAGCGGAGCCUAA
This is a messenger RNA of Marasmius oreades (fairy-ring Marasmius), 1701 nucleotides long. RefSeq lists its product as uncharacterized. NCBI's taxonomy places the organism in Eukaryota, Fungi, Basidiomycota, Agaricomycetes, Agaricales, Marasmiaceae. The transcript has 3 exons. Bases 1 to 1701 code for a protein of 566 amino acids. Gene Ontology annotation, molecular function: protein binding. The record is from RefSeq and is a predicted model, not a curated record.